Molecule: messenger RNA, 877 nt
Organism: Gossypium arboreum
Lineage: Eukaryota; Viridiplantae; Streptophyta; Magnoliopsida; Malvales; Malvaceae
Product: cyclin-D5-1-like
Exons: 4
Coding region: 39-557 (172 amino acids)
Biological process (GO): mitotic cell cycle phase transition; regulation of cyclin-dependent protein serine/threonine kinase activity
Cellular component (GO): nucleus; cytoplasm; cyclin-dependent protein kinase holoenzyme complex
Molecular function (GO): cyclin-dependent protein serine/threonine kinase regulator activity
Source: RefSeq, a predicted model, not a curated record
CAUUGUUGUCAAUUGCAUGUUUAUCAUUAGCAGCCAAAAUGGAAGAACCCAAAGCACCAUUUUUAUCAGAGUUUCAUACAAAAGAUUAUCAAUUCGAAAACAAAGUGAUUCAAAGGAUGGAAUUAAUGGUGCUCACCACAUUGGAAUGGAAGAUGAGUUCUGCAACACCUUUCUGCUAUUUGCAUUACUUCAUCAGAAAAUUUCAUGGUGAAUUUGAGACUAAAGGACUAAUUUGCAAAGCUAUUGAAUUUAUUAUAGCUAUCAUCAAAGAAAUGAGUUUGGUGGAUUGUAGACCAUCGAUUAUUGCUGCAGCUGCAGUGUUAGCUGCUUUGAACGGUGGAUUAACAAGGAAAGCAAUGGAGGAUAAGAUUGGUUGCAUUUCAUUGUGGGGAUCUUUACAAAGUGAACAUAUAUUUUCAUGCUAUAAUAUGAUGGUGGCAAUAGAGAUGAGAAAAUAUGUCAGUGAUGGAGGAGGUGGUGGUGGCAUUAAGAGGAAACUUACAUUCAAUCACUCCUCUGAUCAAAAUAGCCUGUCAAAGAAAAUAUGUCGGCCAUAAUGGAAAUUGGGUAGUUUUAUUUUUUUUAAUUUCCCUUUUUUUUAGUGAUAAGAUUUAGGGUUUAUACAAUUAGAUUGAUUUGUUUCAAUUAGAUUUUCCAUAUCAUGAUUUGGUGUCCUUUUUAGUGUGUGUUUGGGAAAUUACCAAUUUCCAAUUAAAAAAAAAGUAAAAUAUAAACAUAUAGGAUAGUUUUAGGAGGUGAUUAUUGUUUUUUUCUUUAAAUAAGAUUUUGAGUUCAAAUCUUGUGAAUGGAUAAAACGGUGUUAAAAAAAAUUUAUGUUUUAUUUUGGACUUUAAUUUGAUUCAAUUUUGGUAUUUAA